Messenger RNA from Hypoxylon fragiforme, 1440 nucleotides. RefSeq lists its product as uncharacterized. The coding region runs from base 1 to 1338 and encodes 445 amino acids. The record is from RefSeq and is a predicted model, not a curated record. NCBI's taxonomy places the organism in Eukaryota, Fungi, Ascomycota, Sordariomycetes, Xylariales, Hypoxylaceae. The transcript is spliced from 2 exons.
AUGCCUUCCAUGACCGGAAACGACAACAUGAAAAAGGAGAAACCCCCCGGACGCCCAGCCAUUCCGCUGGGCCCCCGAGGCUUCCCUCUGACCGACUCCCGCAUCGCACGCGAGAACUACGAGAAGCAUAAUGAUGGCAAGGUCCUCCCGACUUGGGAAUUAGGUCUUUCGCCCCCGCCCCCAGGAUCUGCUGCUUUCAUGGCGGCUUCGCGUGGACAAUCCCACGCCUACCCACCUGCCCAAGGUUUCAAUGCCUAUGGCGGUGCCGGUUCCGGUGCCGUUGGCCCUGUAGGCACCUCUGGUGGUGUCAGUACCUACGGUGGAAAUGUUGGUACUGGUGGCAACAGUACUGCGAGCACUUCUGGUCGUUCUGGAAUUGCAGGUACCUAUAAUGGCAUUCGUACCUCUGGCGGCACUGCUAGCAUUGCCAGCAUUGCAGGCGCCCGUGGUAGUGAUCAUGCCUACGGUGAUCUGAGUUUUAUCGGUAGUUCUCUUCGCUCUGGUAGAAUUGGACACUAUGGUAGUGGCGACACUUAUCGUACCAGUGGCAACGAUGUCUCUUGGAACCAGCCUCCCUCAGGUUCUGGCUAUCGUGCUACUACGCCACUGUGUCCUGAUCCAAACUCUGAUGGAGAGAUGUCCAAUUCAAGGACACCUAAGGUUGUACUCCCUCCACAAGAUCAGCGUACCCUUGCGCCUCAGACUUCGGACAAGUUUGGUCAGAACCCAACUGCACCACCGCAAUCUCUCUAUAUGCCUCGCUUCAUCCCUGGACCCCGACGAGACGUCCCUCGGCCCGCUGUCACUGUCAACGAUCAAUCAUUUAAUGCUCCUCAUUUCCGCUCUCACAAGCAAAUCCAUGCGUUGAGCGCAGUUGCUCCCCAAAGUCCGAAUUUCGUGCAGCUACGUUCGCAGGGGGAAACGCUACAGGAUUUAGAACUACGAGCACAACAACGACGACGACGAGCCCAGGAUCUGCUCGCAAAAGAGCGGGGAGUAUCACAACGAGAAGUUUUCGAUGGCCAAUCCAGUCUUACACAAAAGGGCGACAAUGAGCAUAUGCAGCAAAUAAAACAACGAGAGAUGUCACAGCAAACGCAGUCACAGAAAAUAUCGGAGCAAAUGCAGCACUUGCAGAUUUCCCAGCCGACACCACGUCUGCCUCAAGCACAGCACUCACAGCUGGCCCAGCAGCAGAAACAAGGCCCAAGUCGAAGCCCAAGUCCAUUCGAGCUGCCGCCACUGUCUGAGGCGCACAGACUUCAGCGCAUUCGUGACGAGAAGAUGAAAUCCUUCGACUCGGACGACGACGAUGAGUUUUAUCCGCACAAUGAUUAGAUGGGUGUUUCGAAUAUGAAUGACGCUCGGAACCAUAAGGCGUUGGACAUUGCUACGAUAAUUUGCAGCUCUUAGGAGCCAAAACAGUGAAGCAGCAGCAGG